This is a messenger RNA of Leopardus geoffroyi (Geoffroy's cat), 1399 nucleotides long. It is a transcript of the gene SAR1B, whose product is annotated as secretion associated Ras related GTPase 1B. Lineage: Eukaryota; Metazoa; Chordata; Mammalia; Carnivora; Felidae. Gene Ontology annotation, molecular function: GTPase activity; GTP binding. Bases 277 to 873 code for a protein of 198 amino acids. The transcript is spliced from 7 exons. Gene Ontology annotation, biological process: endoplasmic reticulum to Golgi vesicle-mediated transport; membrane organization; intracellular protein transport. The record is from RefSeq and is a predicted model, not a curated record. Gene Ontology annotation, cellular component: endoplasmic reticulum exit site; COPII vesicle coat.
GUGGGGAGACCAGAUUGCGGGAAGGCUGGCCCCAACCACCAGGCUCGCUCAGCGUGGGGACUGGCGGCGGAACCGCGCGAAGGCGGAACUUUGGACGGGUGGAACUGCGGUCUUGCGGACCGUCGGGAGUGAAACACCCCCCGGCCCGGAAGGACCUGACGCGAGCUGGGACCUCGGCAGCCAUCGCGCUUUGCCGUUCGAACUAGGAGGGUGUGGAAUCGACGCCAAGCGAGGAAUUGCGAUCUGUCUAGUAGCAGACUCUAUAAGGAUUUGGAUAUGUCCUUCAUAUUUGACUGGAUUUACAGUGGUUUCAGCAGUGUGCUACAGUUUUUAGGAUUAUAUAAGAAAACUGGUAAAUUGGUAUUUCUUGGAUUGGAUAAUGCAGGAAAAACAACAUUGCUACACAUGCUAAAAGAUGACAGACUUGGACAGCAUGUCCCGACGUUACAUCCCACUUCAGAAGAACUAACCAUUGCUGGCAUGACCUUUACAACUUUUGAUCUGGGUGGACAUGUUCAAGCUCGAAGAGUGUGGAAAAACUACCUUCCUGCUAUCAAUGGCAUUGUAUUUCUGGUGGAUUGUGCAGACCAUGAAAGGCUGUUAGAAUCAAAAGAAGAACUUGAUUCACUGAUGACAGAUGAAACCAUUGCUAAUGUGCCUAUAUUGAUUCUUGGGAAUAAGAUUGACAGACCUGAAGCCAUCAGUGAAGAGAGGUUGCGAGAGAUGUUUGGUUUAUAUGGUCAGACAACAGGAAAGGGCAGCGUAUCACUGAAAGAACUGAAUGCCCGACCCUUAGAAGUUUUCAUGUGCAGCGUGCUGAAAAGGCAAGGUUACGGUGAAGGUUUCCGCUGGAUGGCACAGUACAUUGAUUAACAACAACCUGCAUCAGUUCCAGGUCUCACCAUUCAGGCCUACUCAGAGAUUUGAUCACUCAACAUGCAUAACUUGAAUUCAAUAGACUUUUGUUGGUUAGAAAACAGAUGUUUUUUAGAUUAAUAUUAUAUUAUAUCAACUUAAUUGGAGUGCAAAUUUAAAACUAAUUCAAUGUAAGUUUGAAUAUCACAAUGUUAGCUUUCUAAUUCCAUAAAAAUAAUUAGUUUUUACAGUUUAUAAUCUGACAUUACCCCCAGCGCCAUUUGUAAAGAACAACUUUCCAGCAGUACAUUUGAAGCACUUUUUAACAACGUGAAAUUACAAAUGUAAACCAUAUUUAAAAGCUCAUCAUGUUAAAUUUUUAUGUACUAUUUUGGAACUAGUUUUUAAAUUUUAGAUUAUAUGCCCACCUAUCUUAAGUGUACAGUUAAUAAUUAGCUUAUUGAUGAUUGCAUGAUGCCUUACAGUUUUCAAUAUUUUUUCUUAUGCAAACGUCAUGCAAUAAAACAAACCCUAAUGUUUGGCA